UCUGCCUCUCUCUCUCUCUCUCUGGUUCAGCCUUGAUCUUAAUACAUCUGAUUCUCGUUAAAAGCUGCAACCUUUAUCACAUUCAUCAUCGAUUCAUUUUGAUUUCUGGUACAGAAAUAAUUUAGAUCUCUCUGUCUAUCUGUAUCAUCAAAUUCAUGAUUACCAUUUUUAUUUUUCUAUAAAUAUCGAUCUGGUGAUGCUAGUUUCAAUUCAAUUCGAUCCUCAUAAGCUGGAUUCAGACUAUAAUGAGCAGUAAUUCAUAUGGGUCUAUCAAUCCUAAGUCCUUUGUUGCAUACCCAAGUGGAGAGUUUGAUUUAGAAUCUGGGACUAUUAGAAGAACCCGAAAGCAUAGAAAAUCAAAACUAAGUCCCAUCAAAAUGGUUAGGUCUGUUGGCAACCGCAUCAAGUACUAUUGCAAGCUGCACCCCUUGUUGGUUUUCAUGAUCACAUUGUUACUUGGGGUCACAAUUCUUGUACUUUUGCCUCUGUAUGAAAACCGGUUUCAAAUGAACAGCUACCAAAAAUAUGUCAUGGAUUUUGAGAGUUAUCCUUUGCCAAAUCUCAAGAAUCUUGUCAUGGUUGCUGGGCAUUCAGUUUAUACUAGUAGUAGCUGUGAGAAAGUUGAUAAGGAGGAUUCUUGGUUUUUGGAGUCUUAUCAGAAGAAUCCCGGGCAAGCUUCUACAUUUUUGGCCCAUAUACAAGAGGGGAUUGAGACGGCCGCCAAAGACAAUGCAGCUCUGCUUUUGUUCAGUGGUGGGGAAACUCGGAGAGAUGCCGGUCCUCGGAGUGAGGCACAGAGUUACUGGGCGGUUGCUGAGUCAAAAAAAUGGUUUGGCAAAGAAGAUGUGAGACAGCGGGCACUCACAGAAGAGCAUGCAAGGGAUAGCUUUGAGAAUCUUCUCUUCAGUGUGUGCCGAUUUCGAGAGCUUACUGGCAUGUAUCCUCAUAAUAUAACUGUUGUAAGUUAUGAUUUCAAGGAGGAGAGAUUUGCGCAUUUACAUCGGUCUGCAAUUGGCUUUCCUGAAUCAAGGUUCUUCUAUGCUGAUACCCCAGCAAUUUCUACUGCAAAAGAAGCAGCUCAAAACGGAGAGGCAAUGGUGCGCGCACAGUUCCGAGAGGAUCCAUACGGGUGUCGAGGUUCACUUCGCCAUAAGAAACUAGGGCGUGAUCCAUUUCACCGGUCAAUUCCUUAUCCUAAUGGAUGUCCUGAAAUUGAAGGUCUAUUCAGAUAUUGUGGGACUGCUCCUUAUCCAGGGUCCCUGCCUUGGUCUUAUAACUUAUAUUGAUGAACAAAAUCCUACUUACCUUCAUUUAUGAAAUAGGAUAAAUAGAAAAGUAGUCUUGAAUCUCAGAGUAGUGUAGCUUUGUUUUCCCUUCUAAUCAGUCUUGUUCAAUAAAUAUGGUUAUAUAUAGAGAAGAAUGAACAUUUAUUCAGUCCUGUUAAUUAAUUAGUUGUCAGAUUCAUUAAACUUCUAUGUUUGUCACACCAUGUUCUCUUGCAGGAAUACUGAAGUAGCAAACGACAGAUGUAAUUUUAUGAGCAGAGGCCAAAUCCCAUCGGUUUAACUACACAUUGUAUGACAAUAUUGGCUUUUCUCAUAUUAUUCAAUUCUUACAGUCCAAUUGAACUCAGCAGUAUGCUCUAAGUACAUUGAUGUGAUCUUCUCAUCUUGAAAGUAAAAGACCAACUCUAUGAACUUGUUGAUUGAUUAUUUAUUUGUAG
Molecule: messenger RNA, 1723 nt
Organism: Argentina anserina (silverweed cinquefoil)
Lineage: Eukaryota; Viridiplantae; Streptophyta; Magnoliopsida; Rosales; Rosaceae
Exons: 3
Coding region: 246-1286 (346 amino acids)
Cellular component (GO): cytoplasm
Source: RefSeq, a predicted model, not a curated record